GCCACUGCUGGCCAGGGGCUGUUGGAAGAGCAGCUGGAGCUCCAGCAGGCUGAGAGAAGAUUGGGAGAGGCUAAGAAAAGACUGUUCUAAUAGCUUAAGUAAUGUUUCUAACCACAGUACUGCUCAAAAAAAGAAUUCCUGGGAAGCAAUGGAUUGGAAAAUACAGAAGACCAAGAGUGGUUACUCUUUCAAUGAAGCGUUCAAUGAUUCAAAGGCUGGAAGUUGAAGCUGAGAAUGAAUAUUGGCUGAGUCAACCAUACAUGACACCACAACAGGAAUAUAAACAUAAUACAGAGCGGAGACUUGCAAAAUGGGAAGCUUUUAAAAGCCAGUUGAUAUCCAAGUUUCCUGAACACAAAUAUGUUGCAGAUCAUUUGAACCACCUGAAUGUGACUAAAAAAUGGACACAGUCUUAAAUCAUAUCUGAUCAUUUGGGGCUUUGCUUUACCACCUGUUCUAGCUUGUAACACACCUUAUGAAAAUUGUGUACUUGCUAUAAAAAUGUAGGGAUGAGGAUGUGCAUCAGAUAAACAAUUGUCUUCUGUUAA
Messenger RNA from Pelodiscus sinensis (Chinese soft-shelled turtle), 548 nucleotides. Lineage: Eukaryota; Metazoa; Chordata; Testudines; Trionychidae. The record is from RefSeq and is a predicted model, not a curated record.